AUGCUCUCCCGUCUCCUCCCCAAACGCUCGCAUUUCCGUCUAAUAACACAUCUUUAUUCAAAAUCUCAACCCUAUCCCCAAAACCCUUACUUCUCUCCCCUUCUCAACUUAUGUCGAUUUCUCUCCACCAACAACAAUGACAACAACAAUAAUAGCAAGGAUCCGUCCACGUCCAAUCCCUGGAACCUUUCUCGGGAAAAUGAAGGAAAAUUCGACUCGCUGUUCAACGUCUUGGAUACGGAACUUCGUGGUGGCAGUGAGGAUGUUUUCAGUAAGAGUGGAGGUGAUUGGAUGGCUCCGGGGUCCACGGAGGAGGAGUACAAGCCGUGGAGUUUUGUAGAGGAAAAGAAGGAUGAUGACGUGUUCGAUCUCGGGGAGGGUGUACGGCCAGUUGAUGAAACUUUGGGUGAGAAUAGUGCAAGUAUCCGUAGUGAGAUGACUCAAGAGGAGAAGGAGAUGCUUGAAAGAGAGGAGAAAGAACUUUCUGCUAUAGUCAAAGGAUCCGGCGGUGACACUUCCGAUCAACAAACGGGUUUGGAUGUACGCGAAGAAUAUGCACAUGCGUUUCGAACCGAAUCAUACAAUGAAUUUUGGACACGUGUCCUUGCACUGACAAAUGGAAACUCAACCACCAAGUGUAUUCCUAUUGAGUCCACCACAGCGGCUCGGCUCUCUUCCUAUCGUCUCUUUGCGGAGCAACUUUUGGAUCCGGAUCAACCCACUGUUACUCGUAUCCUUUCUUUGAAAAAGGCUCAUUCCCUUUUAACAAAUUAUUUCUCUCAAACUGCUGAGGCCUCUCUUUUAUGCAGUCUUUUAUUCAAAAAUAUAGAUAAUAUCCGAGAGAAAUAUCAAUGUUUUAAGACCGUUAUUCAAUCCCUUGAAAAUGCUCAUUUUUUGCCUUCAAAUAAUUUAUUGUGUAUAAUAACCCGAUUAACUGAAUUAUCCAACUUAUCAAACCCAUUAACCUCAUCCGCUCCAUCUCACUGUCGGGUUCGGAUCAUUCAAGCCGGGUGCUUGAAAUUACUCAAGCAAUUUGAAUCAAGUCGAGACAAGGCUCGAACCAAGCUACGCCUAAUCAACGCAUCAAAACAUGGCUCGGCUAUUUUCUUAGUGGCUUUAACAGCUUCAUUAACUGUGAUAGUGGCUUCACAUGCUCUCGCAUUACUAAUAGUUGCACCAAGCCUUAUAGCAGCUUCGGUUGAGCUGACUUCAACUAGAAGGCUGGCUCGAGUGUCGACUCAACUUGAUGUAGCCGCCAAAGGGACUUAUAUAUUGAACAGGGAUCUGGAUACAAUAAGCCGGCUUGUGGCUCGGCUAAACGAUGAACUGGAACACAUGCGUUCGAUGGUGAAGUUUUGGCUGGAGAGGGGAGAGGGCGGUCGACUACAAGCCAGUGGCGAAGUGGCGCGCCAGCUAAAGAAGAAUGAUGCCAGCUUUAGCCAGCAGCUUGAUGAUCUAGAGGAACAUUUGUACUUAUGUUUCAUGACCAUCAAUAGAUCCAGAAACCUUGUACUGAAAGAGAUUCUGGAUCCGAGUCAACCCAGCUCGCAUCCAGGAAUUUAA
This is a messenger RNA of Pistacia vera, 1563 nucleotides long. Its product is annotated as UPF0496 protein At3g49070-like. The record is from RefSeq and is a predicted model, not a curated record. Lineage: Eukaryota; Viridiplantae; Streptophyta; Magnoliopsida; Sapindales; Anacardiaceae. The transcript is spliced from 2 exons. Bases 1 to 1563 code for a protein of 520 amino acids.